UUUCUUUACUUUCGAAAUUCUGAAAGACUAAGAAAAAAUAAAAUUAUUUAAAACAAAUAUCAUGUUUUUAAUUAUAUUGCACUAAACUUUAAAUCUAGGCGCCCUAUUAUAUGUAUAUUCUUCAGAGGUUAUGCACGAGCUUUAGUGUCGCAGUCCGUAAAGGUCGUCAUCUCAGAGCUGACGAGAAAGAAAAAAGAAAGACGACAACAUUUUAUCAAAAAAAAUAAGUAUUAACAUUAAAGAAUGUCAAGGUUACUACAAUUAAUUCGUCCUCAAGGAAUUAAGAGAGGAUUGACGUUUCUAAAACCGAAAGAAACUAAUACAUACAUUAAAAUUAAUAAAAGUGAUUCAGUAACUAAAAGCACUGAUAAAUAUGAAGUGAAAGGUACAUGGGUCAGUUACGGAUACUAUGACGACGAUGAAAAGAAAGAUCGUCAAGCUAUGCAUCUAUCAUUCUUUUUCUCUAUAUCUAUAACUCUUAUCUUAAGUUUUCUUAUACUCGGAAAUACACCAGACCCAUUUUUGAAAGAUUGGGCUCAACGAGAAGCAUAUUUACAACUACGUUAUAAAGAAGAACAUGGUUUACCACCAAUUGAUCCAAAUUUAAUCGAUCCGUCAAAGAUAAAACUGCCAACUGAAGAAGAACUAGGUUAUACCGAAAUAAUUAUUUAAAUGUUCAUUUAAAACACUGAAAAAGUUGCAAGGAAGACUAGCCAUUUUAGUUAUUAAAAUAAAAAUCUGUUAUUCCGUGAAUAUUUAUACAACAAUGUCUAAUACAAGGUUGACCUGUACAAUAUUUAAUAAAUGAUUUUUAUCUAAAAUGA
Messenger RNA from Frieseomelitta varia, 824 nucleotides. It is a transcript of the gene NP15.6, whose product is annotated as NADH dehydrogenase [ubiquinone] 1 beta subcomplex subunit 11, mitochondrial. The record is from RefSeq and is a predicted model, not a curated record. The coding region runs from base 244 to 672 and encodes 142 amino acids. The transcript has 2 exons. Lineage: Eukaryota; Metazoa; Arthropoda; Insecta; Hymenoptera; Apidae.